Danio aesculapii is the source of this 10992-nucleotide messenger RNA. It is a transcript of the gene tet1, whose product is annotated as tet methylcytosine dioxygenase 1. Gene Ontology annotation, biological process: oxidative demethylation; positive regulation of transcription by RNA polymerase II. NCBI's taxonomy places the organism in Eukaryota, Metazoa, Chordata, Actinopteri, Cypriniformes, Danionidae. Gene Ontology annotation, cellular component: nucleus. The coding region runs from base 509 to 5923 and encodes 1804 amino acids. Gene Ontology annotation, molecular function: zinc ion binding; DNA binding; DNA 5-methylcytosine dioxygenase activity. The record is from RefSeq and is a predicted model, not a curated record. The transcript is spliced from 11 exons.
CUAAAAAACCUGCUGUAAUAGAGAUUGCUGUAGAGACUGAUCAUCCCUGGAAAGGAAAUCCAAUCCGGGUUUUCCCGCCGCCUCACACCGACGUCCAUUAAAUAUCCUGAAGUUGACUGGAGAGUGUAGAUCGAGUCUGUCUGAGGGCUGCCGUCAGUGGAUUGACAUAAGAAGAUUUGCCUUUUAUCAGGUGCUUUUGUCUGACAGUGGCAGCAUGUGAGUCUAUCAGUUCAAUGCUACAUUAUGAAGACGCUGUUCACUCGUGUCUAGGGAAGAUCCAUCGAAGAGAAAUGCUGAAAGAUCUGUCGUGUCGUACAGGCGGGGAAUAUUAUUAGCCCUUCAGACAGUGCAUCUGUCUCUCCGGUAACCAUAUGUACAUAAAUCAACAUUGAUUUUACUUCAAACAGGGAGCAUUACAUGAAAAGUAUAGUUUCUCAGACGGCCUCAAUACUGUUUCUCAUGCCGGCUAUCCCAAACCCCUCCGCCCUCACCCUCACUUGCUUCAGCUAUGCCUCGUACUGCCAAAGUACCCAAGAAGUCAACUCGUGCAUCCAGAAAGCGAAAUGUUAAGAGGGUGAAGCCUUCCAAGACUACGAGGCAAACAAUCAACUCACUGAAAGCCAGUGGUGAGAUCAAGAAGGGCAUAGACAAGAAACAGGCAGCCAAGAGGGCCCAGAGGACUAUUGUCAGCAAGCCUAACAAGAAGACUGUUGAGGAUGUUCUACCUGUUAAAAUAUCCAGACACACGACUAGUUCUUUGAACCAAAAUGGCUUAUUGUUGGAAUGUAACGGGAAAGGGAAGUCACCUAGAAAGAGUGUCUCAUGUCCGAGCAUCCAAAGGGGUGUUCAGGAUGUUCAGAAAAAGGGAGCUCAGGAGAUCAGGGAACAGGAGACUGAUACUAAAAGGUCAAAAGUGCAUGAUCCCAAUGGUGAUACUGGGCAACAAAAAGGUGCUGAAAUUCCCACUGGAGAGGGACAGAGCAUCAACAUAAGCUCUAAAGAAUCUGUGGAGGAGCACAGAGAGACUGUUGUUAAUGACACUUUAGGGGCAGAGAAGAGGAAGGUAAAAGUGAACACAGAAACUGUACAAAAUGAAAGCUAUUCUGCUGUUGUUGAGCAGCCAAACACAGUGUUUGUUGAGCAGCAUGACCCUCUGAGGCACAGCCCUGUCAAUAAUGUGGACUUUGCCUACAACAGUAAUACCUCAGGCCCACCGACUCCCCCCCCUUCAGAUCAGGUUGAGGCCAUUCAACACACACUUCCACCAGUGGACUUACUAGACAUUUCUCUUCAGACCACUCCAGGAAACUCUACAGAAGAAGGUGUGACUGCCGAAUCUCAAGUUUGUCAAUCAUCCAAUGACUCACCAGCACUUGUAAACAUUGCAGAUGCUCCUGAGUUACAAAGCACUGCUGAUGUGGACACCAAAGAUGAAUGUGAGGAUGCUGAAAUGUCGAUGAAGAAAGAAGGAGCGCUUUCUCUCCUCUCGCUGAGCACAGCCAUUUACAACAGCACUCUUUGUGAGAUGGGUCAUGAGCCUCAGGCAACGGCGUUGCUCUCCAGCAGCACAGAAAGCACUCAUUCCUCAUUUGACAGCGAGUCAGAGUUAGUUCUGGAGCACAGGACUUCAGGAAAGUCUAUUCCUCAAGUUGAGGAUAUUCAGCUUCGUUUACUUCAGGUUCAACAGAGAAGGGAACGGAACAAGAGAAGUCACUGUGGUGUUUGCGCACCCUGUCAAUGCAAGAUCAACUGUGGGGAAUGCAGGAUUUGCCUAAACCGAAAAACAGGCCAUCAGAUCUGUAGGCUGCGGAAGUGUAUUGAGCUGAGGAAAAAGACCCUGAUGAUCUGUACAGGAAAGGUUGAGUCAGAGGCAAACUCAGUAAAUGGCACAAGCUCAGAGCAGAUGGAGGAGACCUGUGCGGCACCAGAGGAAGAGGCGCAUUACAUACCCUUAACACACAAUGUUCCACCUGAUAUUCCCACGCCUCUCCAGCAUGGCUUGCUACCAGAACUUCCUGGAAAGGAUCCCGGGACUACUAAUGUACUUCUCCCUCACAGUGUCUCUCCAACCUCUCAUAAUGGUGCUGAACACAUAAAAUCAAAUGCCCAGAGACACGUGGAUCCCACCGAGCCACCUGUCAAUUUCCAUAGCUCCACCAUUAACAAUAGGCAUGAACCUGAGGCCGUUCAAGAACAGAUGGUUCCUCUGAAGAGGAUCAAACUGGAGGAGCAGCAGCUUGAGAUUGAUGACCAGCACUCCAAACACUUAGAGACUAAUGGGUGCUAUGAGGAUGCUUUAUCUACUCUAGCAGCUGUGGUCUGCUUCUCCAGUACGGAUAGGAAAAGUCUUGAGGAGAAGCUUUUUGGUCCUCAGGCCUCAGAUGUGUGUUUGAAAACUGAGCCAAAAGAAGAACCAUAUCAGUGUCAGUUGAAUCAAACAGACCCUCCCCAAAAUGAUUACAUUGCACUAUCCUUACCCACUGUCCAGUCUCUGGUUCAACAUAGGAAUAUAAGUGUUGAUCAGGCUAUAGCUAUUGAGGCCUUGACCCAACUGGCAGCUACCCCACAAACAGUGCCCUUUAAAACAGAAAACCAGAUUCAGGACGCCCAGCAAGAAACGUCUACAUACUCUGCUUCAAGCAACCACAUACCUCUUCAGGAGGCCAAACCAGCUUCAGAUGUUGUCUCCAACAAGGUCUCGGUAAUCAGUUCAUCAUUGCACCAGACUUCUGUCAUCCGCAGCCAUCUGAACAGGCCUACCAACUUUACCCAAAGUCAGCGUUGUGCACCUCCUCCCAGAAAACUAUCCUUGAAGGACCUUCUGAUGGCCAGCUCAGAAUGUGAAAAGCUAUCGUGUACCACAGAGAACCGAAGAAACGGUCAAGCACUUUGUAAAUCCGACAGGUUAGAAGGCACUUUUAAGAUGUAUAAGCAUGGAGAAGCGACUGCCAUCUCCAGAAAGAGGGAUGAGGAGGAAGUUGCGGCUCAGUUGGUGCAACUUGCUUUUAUGAUUGAAUCAAGGCAGACGCAAGUCUCCGAAAACAGUCCUCCAAAUGGCAUGGCAACUCAGAGCAUGAAAUACAAUCAAAAUUGUUUGGGGCAGCACUUGAAAAAGCAGAGGAAACCAAAAAUGACACCAUCAAAACCUAGGAUGUCCAAAAAGAAAGUUGCUGAGAUUGAUGGCAACCAUUGUAGGAUUCCUUUGGCCAAGAAGACACCCAAUAGAAAAACCCCUCUCAAAGCCACCAUUCAGAAAGCCAUUUCACAAAAUAAAAUGAGGUUCCAGCACAAAAGAAGUCCAUUUCUUCCCCAGGCGCAGAUAGACCUGAAAAAAUACAUUGCAGAGGCUCAACAUGAGAACAGGCAGCUUUUAUACUACAACAACACUCUGAAGAAGGAGCACUUGGAAACAUUCAUUGGUUCUGGUAAGCAGAACGGCUUUCACUUUAAAUGUGAGCAUGGAGCUCAUUCUUUGCCACCACAAAAUGGACACUUUCACAAUCAUACAAAUGACCAUCUAGGUGCUAGCCAGUGCCCAAGGCAUGAAUGUGAACAAAAGGUUUCUCAGGUAUCAAAAACCUACGAUGUGCUAAAUCAUGGUGCUACACAACAACCUCAGCAAACCAUGGCCAGUGACUUGCAACAAAGACCAGAGAUGUACCAUAAAGCCAAUGGCGUUAAUGGUCAUCAACACUUGCACACAAAUCAGAAUGGAUUUUACAAAGUGGAGAACUCUGGAGGUGUUACGGUGUUGUCUACAUCCAGUGUACGUUCAGAGAAUGGAGACAUGGUGUACGCUGGAGAACAGACUCCCACCAAGCACACGAUCAACAGCUUUUUGGAGUCUCCAAUGAGGUUUUUGGAUACCCCAACCAGGAAUCUCAUCAACACCCCCUCCAAACAAUCAAUGGAGAUGCCCUCCUGUGACUGCGUGGAACAUAUUAUCGAGAAAGAGGAGGGUCCGUAUUACACUCACCUUGGAUCUGGCCCGAAUGUAGCAGCAGUGAGAGAGAUGAUGGAGACCAGAUAUGGUGAGAAAGGUAAUGCAGUCCGGUUGGAGGUCGUAGUGUACACUGGCAAAGAGGGUCGAAGCUCACAGGGUUGUCCAAUCGCCAAGUGGAUCAUACGUCGAGGCAGUGAGCAGGAGAAGUUGCUGUGUCUCGUGCGGCAGCGUGCUGGUCACUGCUGUCAGAACGCAGUAAUAGUCAUCCUCAUCCUGGCCUGGGAGGGGAUCCCACGCAGCGUGGCUGACAGGCUGUACCAGGAGCUCACGCAGACGCUCUGCAAAUAUGGCUCGCCCACUAGCCGCCGCUGUGCCCUCAAUGAGGAUCGUACCUGUGCAUGUCAGGGUCUGGACCCGGAGACCUGCGGUGCCUCUUUCUCAUUCGGUUGCUCCUGGAGUAUGUACUUCAAUGGUUGCAAGUUUGCACGCAGCAAAACACCCCGCAAGUUCAGACUGCAGGGAGACUCUCCUAUGGAGGAGGGGAGGCUGGAAACAAACCUGCAGAAUCUGGCAUCAGAUUUGGCACCAGUGUACAAAAGACUCGCACCUAAGGCCUUCAACAACCAAGUGGAGGAGGAGCAGCGAGGGCAGGACUGUCGUCUGGGCUGUAGGGAAGGUCGACCUUUCUCUGGUGUGACAGCAUGUGUGGAUUUCUGUGCUCAUGCCCACAAAGACACGCAUAACAUGACCAAUGGAAGCACUGUGGUAUGCACUUUAACCAAGGAAGAUAACCGCGCAGUGCGCAACAUUCCAGAGGAUGAGCAGCUGCACGUCCUGCCGCUCUAUAAGAUCUCUGGCACUGAUGAGUUCGGCAAAGUGGAGGGCCAGUGGGCCAAGAUAAAAACUGGGGCUCUGCAGGUCCUCUCUGCUUUCCCAAGAGAAGUGCGGCUGCUGGCUGAGCCCGUCAAGUCAGCACACAAGAGGAGGCUGGAGGCCAAAAGAGCCCAUGUUGAGAAACUCAACGGCCUGGGCAGUAAGCAGGUCACCCCUGUGAAAAUGAAGAACGAGUCUCUUAAAGGUUUCAAACAAACCUCCACUGAGAAUUCCUCCUUUUCGGAAAAGAAUACGACUAAUUUAAGUUCAACCAUGCGCGUUCAUGAUAUCGGAGGGCAAUAUUCACCCUUGCACUCUAGAGGCUCGUACAACCAGACUAACACCUGCCGCACACCUCCUGAGGACUCCGGCUUUAGCACAUCCACACCCCCAAAGUUCCCUGAUGAUCCCUCUGGAGGAACCCCCCACUUCAAUGGUUCUCCUCCUUUUAGACAUGGAACUAUCAAACAGGAACCAUUCAGAAAUGACCAUGUAAGGACGAAUCCAAAAUUCAAAUCCGAGCCUGAGGAAAUGCGGUGCUUCCAAGGAGGAGCUGCUUCCACCCCACUGUCCCCGCCAAUGGCCGAGGGUCUCCACAGCCGCUUGAACAUUACGGCACAACCGGUCACCCCAGAGGUGGCCAAAGCAGAGGAAGUGUGGUCAGAUAGCGAGCACAAUUUCCUUGACGAAAACAUCGGCGGGGUCGCAGUGGCGCCUUCCCAUGGUUCCAUCCUGAUCGAAUGUGCUCGACGGGAGCUGCACGCAACCACACCCAUCCUUCGGCCUGACCGCACACACCCCACCCGAAUCUCUUUGGUGUUCUACCAGCACAAGAGCCUGAACACCCCAGGUCACGGCCUACAGCAGUGGGAGGCCAAAAUGGCAGAGAAGGCCAGGGAGAAAGAGCAAGCAGAGCGCUUAGGACUCAACAAUCAGUCAAAGCCGGUGGAAUCGGACACAGACAGCGAAAACGAGACUUGUUUAGACGAGAGACACAAGUUUCAGGUCCCUACCCGUCAGUCGCUAACAGUUUCACGUGACGGCCUGGUCAUGUCAGCUCCUUACGCCCUCACACACGUCACAGGGCCUUACAACCGCUGGACGUGAAGUUCCCCGUGCUUGUCUAGCUAAUGCCUUACCUCAGCUAGUUCUCAUCCUUUCACGCCCAUUUUUACGUGUGCCCUUUUUAAGUUGUGCUCUUCAUCUCAGCUUUUUACGACUACCGUUUGUGGGUUUUUAACUGUGAGUUUUUGGUGCGUUGUUUGUGUUUUUUAUUGUAAAGAGAUGGUGCUCAGAACAGAUGUUAUAAAACUGGUUUUAUACAUAUAGAUGAAAAUUAGUGCAUAGAACAUGUGAUUAUUUAUUCUGAUCUUUUUUUUUUUUCAAAACUAUUUUGUAAUUUAAUUUCUGAUCCAAGCCUGUUUACUGCAAUAGGAGUUCGUCAUCCUUUAAAAUGAUGCGUGUAGUAAACACUCCGAAUUGACAUUGUCAAAUGUGAAUUCUACGUCUUCGUCUCAGCCUUCGGCACUCUAUUGUCCGACACAUGCUAGUUGCUAUUUUAUGGUGCCAUUGUAGCAGUAAAGUUAAAUGACCAAUAUGAAACAAGCAUGGGUCAUUACCAGAACUUGUUGUAUUGGUAAUGAAGGUGCAUCGUGAGACAUAGUCCUUGGCAUCUUUUUUAAAAGCACUUUGUAUCUUCAGACCAACUUGACCAUUGACGCUUCCAAUAUGCACGUAUGUUUUUUUCUUGAUCAUGUAUGAACAUGCGUUUGGUAUCGACAGUCGUUAUUAUGAAGCGUUGCAUACUUUAGCAAUAAUCAUGAAAGGUUUUAUGCUGCAUUUUGACAAUUUGUCCAAACUAGUUCAUUUCCGGCACUUAUGUAUUAAGUUCAAAUUAUUAGUUCAAAUUUAUUUUCCUAUUUUUUUUAUCUCCCAAGGAGGUUAAAACAUAACUUGAAAAACCUGAGUCGUUUUAUACACUUCAAGCAUGUCACGUUCAAACUAAUUUACUGUAUGUUUUUCACUGGUGCUUUUAAAGUAAUCCAUGACACCAACUGAGAUGUCAUUUAAGAUGUUUUUAUUGCUGCAUUUUUAUGUUAAGGGAGUGUUUACACAACACUUUUUAUUAAUAAUGGAACACGCUUUUAAAAAAAUGGUUUUAUUUGGUCUUUCAUUUUAUGUUUUGGAAGCCUGAAACUGCAAAUUUUUAAAAGCAUUUCAAAUUUAUCAUCUACAAAAACUACUUGCAAAUUGUAUUGUAAUGACAUGCAUGCAGAUUAUAUAUUCAGUCUAUAGGCAUGUGCAAGUACUUGACCAAAGCAACGAUAGUAAGUGCACAAAUGAAUAGUGAUGCCAUCUACUGGCCUGCAAUCCUAUCUGAUUGACGUUGUACCCCAAUGUCGUGGUGACGUUGCAAUUUGUUUGGAAAUGAAAAUCAGGAUUACGUCAGAACCCAACGUCAGGCCGACAUCAGUGUCCAACCUAAAAUCAACCAAAUAUCAAUAGCUACGUUUCCAUCCACUUAUCUUUAUGCGCAUUUGAUGAUGGAAAUGCCACGAUGCACAUAAAUCUUGAAAAUGCGCAUAAAAAAUGUGCGCAUAACUGAGUAGCAUAAACUUUUUAUUCGAUAAGAAAAGAUCUGCAUAAACUACGAUGGAAACACUUACCGAACAAAUUCCAGUAUGCGCAUUAAAAAAGUCAUGUGAUUUUGUUAUAAAAGAUCAUGUGAUGAUAAAAAUGUGUGUGAAUGGACAAACCAGCAGGCUGAGCACAUUGUAAAAAAUCUGAAAUGUUGUUUUGGUCAUUCUAAAACGCCUUAACCGUUUCAGAAUUAGUGCUAUUAUAUUAUUAACUACGUCAAGAACUGUCAAAAGCACCUGUUCUCAGUGCUUCAAAUGCCACCACGCAUUAUUUGCGCAUCGGCAUCGUCUUCUGAGGCUUCAAGUAAUUUAUUAAAUAAGAAAAAGAUUCACACAGCUUCUCCCCCCGCAGCAAAUUCCGUUUUUAACUGUUAAUAUUUGGCGCCAGUUAAUCAGCAAGUGAUGAUUUGGUUCUCUUUGACAUGUUGGAAGGAAACGCUGCUUUAUUCGCACGUCUUUUAUGCAAUAAUCCAGUUUUGCGCAAAAAGUUAAUUCGCAUUUUUGCAUGGAAACCUAGCUAAUGUCUAAUGAUGUUACAACUUAACAUUGUGUGGAUGUUACCGCUUUGACGUCUAUCAGACGUUGUAUGUUGCCAUACCUGACGAAUAAAUGUCAGUAUUUGAUAUCAAUAUGAUGUGAUUUUAACCUAAAAUCAACCAAAUAUCAACAUCAUUUGAUGUCAUUAUUGGACGUCAAAAUAACAUUGUCCUUAGACGUUGGCUAGACAUUGAAUUUUGGUCACCUGACAUCACAACCUAAAUCUAACCUAAUAUUAACGUCUUAUGAUGUUGUGUGCCUGCUGGGAUGCAUGUUACAGCAUUUUUUCCUGUAAUUUUUGUAACUUUUUGCAAAUUUUUGUAAACAGGGAUCAUUUUAACAAUGUUAACUAUACACAAAACAUUUAAAAAACACAAUUUUUGUGCAUUGAUGUUGUGUAAACAUACCCUAAAUUAUUAUUAUUUUUUUAUGCAGGGAUAGGGUGGAUUAGAGUCAGCAUUUUUAUAUACAUAAACGUUCAGUUUUAUUUUGGUGCUUUGAAUUAACACAAAAAAAUUAACAACUAAAGGUGUGGUCACAUUAGCCAUAUUUGCCGAUUGCCAGUGUAAACAUUUCCAGCAAUCUAUUAAACAUUCCUCACGCAGAAUCAGCUAUUUGUUUGUCUGCAGGGAAUUAGCAUGACAAAAUAUCCAUGCAGAAAUCUUAAGCUAAUGACACAUGGAUUACUAUUCAAAUAUUCUUGGAAAUUUGAGCAAAGGUAAAUGUGACCACACCCUAAAGGUGCGCUAAGCUAAAUCUAAAAAAACACCUUUGACCCCAAAACACACUUUCAGCCAAUUAACAGUAAGGGGUGUGUCUUGCAACCCAAAAGGUGGGGUGCUUUGUUGGGUCAUGGACAUGCCAUGUUUGUUUUGGUGCUUUCAAAUAUCGACAUCAUUGGCAACAUUCACUUAGUGCGCCAUUAACGAUUUCAUAAUCACAUAUACAGUACAUCCAGAGGCCUAGUCAACUUAUUGGCUAAAACAGUUUACAUUACUCUUGCAUGAGGUCUAAAAGUGAAAAUGCGGCUACGAAAUGUCUUUUUAAUUUCCUCAAGGUGCUAACUAGUGUACAUCAGUGUUCAAAACCAUUGUACACCCAAAAUGCUAUUCCUACUUCAGCACUUGAAACAACAUAUUUUCAUGUCGAUCUUACACGUUAGCUCUAAAAGUGAGUUUUAACUAGUGCUCUAGCUGCAACAAGGAUAGACAAGUCUGUGUUUUGGAGAACUUGAAGUCACAGAGUGGCAUGGGUAUGUUCACGCUACUGUCUCUUCAAUGAAAUCUAUUUUUCUGAACAUUGUUGUUUUUAUUGUAAAACUCCAUAACAUGUAACAGACAGAAAAUUUACUGUAACCCUGGCUUUUCAGGGAAUGUCGGUGCUCAUUUAUUGUACAAGAUUCCCUGGCAUUGACAAAUCACUUUUUAGGUGCUGCACUAGUUGGAUCUUUCAUUUAUUUGGGGGUGCUAAAUGUUUUACUCAGCUUGAACAUCAUUAGAUCCUGCUAUAUUGUUUGUGCUUUGAUUUUAUGGGGCACAAGUGAUAUCAUGACCUCACAAGUCUCCUGAUGGUAAUCGACUGAACUUCAAAUAGCCUUUAUUACCAAUGCAAAAUGGUUGAAAGCUCACUGAGUUUAUGCAUUUCCUAAUUGUUUUCAGUGCACUAGGUUGGUUAUUGCUGUUCAUUUUUGUACGUGAAUCGGUUGUACUGUAAAAUCUGACCGCUUUUAGAUUUGAGUUGAACGUGGCCUGGUUCAUAGAAACAUGUUUCAGAAAGAGAUGCAUUUUGUUACAUUCCUUUUUAAACUCAACUCAUUGACAAUAGAUGUCUCUCGCAUGUUUUUCUUCCUGUUUUGCUGUAUUAUUUUCCUUCUUUUCUCAGGUUUCCGGUGUAACGUUGGACAUAAGCUUUUAGAAUUCUUGCAUUGUCUUCCAAUUGUAUCCCUCAGAAUUUUAUUUUCUUUGGUUUAUGUUUUGUGAAUUGGAAAAGUGGUUCCCCUUCAAACAUCUUCAUGUAUAUUAUCAGUUGGACAGUUCUCUUCUGUAUAUGUUGAGUGAAAGCUGAAGUGUGUAAUUUUCGUAAAUAAUGGCUGUUUUCAAACAGGUUUCCUUACAGUACACUAUAAAAAAAAUCUCGGUUAAUGUCUGCUCUCUAAAAAUUUACAGUAACUCACUGGUUUCCAGUAAGACUAUAAAUAAGUACAGUUGUGCUGUAUUUUUUAACAUCACAAUUGUUAUUAUUAGGGGUGUGACAAGAUCUCAUAUGAUGAGAUCUCGUGAGAUUAAAUCGCGACAGGAAUUCUGUUAAAAGUUGUCUCUUUUUGUUCCAUGCUGUGGCAUAGAACUUCAAAUAUGCUUGAAGUCAUAAUCGUCGUAAACACAAAUGAAAUAAAGACACAAUUAAAUUAAUUCCUAUUUUAGUCGAAUUAUUGAAGUGCAGUACAGACAUGAAAACACCGCAAUCAAACUACCGUCGUGUAGGACGUUUAGCCGCAUUUUGUGACAGGAUAAGCCAUACACACACAGCUGUUUGACACUAUUCUCUGCACCUACUGAGUGAGCAAAGAACCACAGACACACACUCACACACACACACUGAACACUUAGAGACUUGAGAAACCCGCCUUCAUCAUCACAGAACACACGUUUGUGCUGUCCGGGAAAAACUUAAUUUUUUUUUCUUUUGUGUUCGGUAUCAAAUUACAUUAAACAACUCUCUCCUAUCAGUCCUUACUUCAUAUUCACAUGAUCACAUCCAGUAGCUCAGAGUGAGUCAUGAGAGCAUGAAUGAAAUGUUGCUGGAUGAAUAUGAAACUGAUUUAUUAAAUUGAAAAUGAAAUACUAAAAAAAUUACGUUCAUUUUUUUUAAGUUCAAUUUGUGGAAAGGAGUUCAAUUUCUCAUGUGAAACUGUACAGUGGAGAAGCCAGUCAGUAGAGUUUAUAACUAAAUAUAGUGUUUGCAUGUCCUUUAUGGCAUAGAAUUCAUUAUAAUAGAAAUAAA